This is a messenger RNA of Polypterus senegalus (gray bichir), 5218 nucleotides long. RefSeq names its product leucine-rich repeat transmembrane neuronal protein 4-like. The transcript is spliced from 3 exons. The record is from RefSeq and is a predicted model, not a curated record. Bases 920 to 2665 code for a protein of 581 amino acids. Gene Ontology annotation, molecular function: protein binding. NCBI's taxonomy places the organism in Eukaryota, Metazoa, Chordata, Cladistia, Polypteriformes, Polypteridae.
UUCCUACCGGUGAUCGUGUGCGCGUCUUCUUCUCUUGUGUGAGAGAGUGACGGAUUGAGUGGAUCUCGUCUUGCCAGAAGAGGGCAUUCCGUCUCUUUGUGGAGGAAGAGAGAAGAGUCAGUGGCGCUUCAAUUGUACAGCCAUCCAGUUCAGAGAGAAACGACGGGAAAGCGCGGACGGAAGAGAGAGAGAGAGAAAGAGAGACACGCAGAGCAGACCCAAGGGCCCACUAAUUCAGUACUCUUCAAGCUGUAAGGCUGCGACUUGAGCUGUCUCUUGUACUGGAAUGAAGAGGGAGGUGACAUCACAUCGCGUUUUCAUGGUGCUGAUUAAUUUCAGUAUUUUUGGACUUGGACUAUUCUUGCAACUUCAUUCUGCCAGGAAGCUUCUUAAAUACAAGUUAGCGGCACUGUGGAUGUAUGAUAAAGAAUGAGGUUAAAAAAUAAGUAGAGCUGCGCUCAAGUAAACUUCAUCCCCUUUGGAUUUUGCAUCUCUCCGGGGGAAUCCAGCUUGACAGUUGUUUCGGCUUUUAUUAUCCUUUCAAUUCAUAUUUUACAUUUUUUCUGGUGCUUUUUACUUUGCAAUCCUCAGCCGCGAAUCGUGGGAAACAACGGAGUCUCGUCUUUGUGGGCUGAGAGAUGCUGCAUGGCUGGAAGGGGCUUGCGGGUUUAAGGUAUAGAUACGAUCCUUUGUUUUACUACCCCAUUUCGGGGAGAAGACGGAGGACAAGAGUCUCCGAGUGGCUUAAGCGUGUAGGUGCGGGACCCACACGGCAACGGGUGGGCAGGUGCACCUUGUUUUCACGCCACCAAGUGGCUCAGACCGGUUGGUGCGGGACCCACGCAGUAGCUCUGGUCAUGUGGGCACAGGACGUGGGCGCAGUAAGAAGGGCUUAGACGCGGACAACAGACCACCAGUAAUGGGGUUUCUGGCUGGAGACAGGUGGCUGCUUCUCCUGAUAUUUCAGAUAUGGCUUCUGCUAUCAUUUUGCGAAGCUGAGCGGCCUUGCCCAAGAAGUUGCCGCUGUGAUGGAAAGAUUGUCUAUUGUGAAUCCAAUGCUUUUCGUGACAUACCACAGAAUGUGUCCAUGGGCUGCCAGGGACUGUCCUUACGGUACAACAGCCUACAGAAGCUAAGGGCUUACCAGUUUUCUGGGUUAAGCCAGCUCAUUUGGCUCUACUUGGACCAUAAUUAUAUCACCGUGGUGGAUGGAGAUGCCUUUCAAGGCAUUAGAAGACUGAAAGAAUUGAUUCUCAGCUCCAACAAGAUCUUGCAACUUAAUAACCGUACCUUCCAUUCUAUUCCCAACCUGCGCAAUUUGGAUCUUUCCUACAAUAAACUGCAGGCUCUUCAACCAGAGCAAUUUCGUGGGCUGCGCAAACUGCUAAGCCUGCAUCUGAGGUCCAAUUCUCUCAAGAAUGUACCACUUCGGGUUUUUCAGGAGUGUCGAAACCUGGAAUUCCUAGACCUUGGCUACAACCGGCUACGUAGUUUAACCCGUAAUGCAUUUGCAGGUCUUUUGAAGCUAACUGAGCUGCAUUUGGAGCACAAUCAGUUCUCCAAGAUUAACUUUGCUCAUUUCCCACGUCUGUUUAAUUUGCGGGCCCUCUACCUCCAGUGGAACCGAAUACGUUCCAUAAGCCAAGGCAUCUCUUGGACUUGGAGUUCUCUGCAGAAGCUUGAUCUGUCAGGAAAUGAUAUUCAAGCAAUCGAGGCCAACAUUUUUCAGUGUUUACCCAACCUACAGACACUUAACUUGGACUCUAACAAGCUUAGUAAUAUCUCGCAGGAAUCAGUUAAUGCCUGGAUAUCCUUGACCACCAUUAGUCUCUCUGGCAACGUUUGGGACUGUAGCCAUAGCAUUUGCCCUCUUGUAGCUUGGCUAAGGAACUUUAAGGGCAAUAAAGAGUCUGCUAUGAUUUGUGCUGGGCCCAAACAGGUUCAAGGGGAAAAACUUAUGGAAGCAGUUGAUAAUUACAGCAUCUGUAAAGAGACUCCUCCCCCGGCAACUGAAAGACAGACCCCUCCCACUCAAUAUCCACCUAGACCAAGGCUUUUCCCCCACCCAACAAUGCCUAAACUUGGAAAUGAUGAGUCUUCAGGAAUUCUUCCAAGCCCUUCACCAUCUGCUACCCUCACUUCUGCCCCAGAACCAGACUUUGAACACGUGUCUUUCCACAAGAUUAUUGCUGGGAGUGUGGCGCUCUUUCUGUCAGUGGCUAUGAUCUUGCUUGUGAUUUAUGUGUCAUGGAAACGUUACCCAAGCAGUAUGAAGCAGUUGCAACAGCAUUCACUGGUCCGUAAACGCAGAAAAAAAGCACGACAGACAGAACGCACCCUCAACUCCCCAUUGCAGGAGUAUUAUGUGGACUACAAACCCACAAACUCUGAGACUAUGGAUGUAUUGGUCAAUGGGACAGGACCCUGCACCUACACCAUCUCAGGCUCCAGGGAAUGUGAGAUUCCUCAUCAGGUCAGCUCACUGACAUUUUACAACUAUGAACAGCCCAUUGUGGACUACUGCCAGGCUCAUCAACCUCUACAUCUGAACAUGAGCUAUGAGAGUGGACCUCACAGACUGGAGACCCCCAGAAGACGUGAACGAGGGGUUGUGCAGAUCAUGACCCAUCCGAUGUCUCUCUCUGACACACGGUCUUGCCUGUAGUGAGAUAUGGAAACAACUAAAUAUCUUUCUUUGGGAAACUUGGCAUAGCCUAUCAGUGGAGUGCUGGUCAUAUGAAAUGAAAUAUUACAACUUCUUUUAAGGUGUUAUAGGGUGGCUUUAACCUGAGACAAGUGCUGCCGGAAGACUUGCAAAGUUAAGAUAUGUGUAAAAGCCAUUUUACUUUAUGAGCACGUUGUUGGAAUUAAACUGAUUUUCUCCUUACAACAUUAAGACUGUAAUGGCAAGCUGAUUAGAUUUCAUUUGUAUUCUGUAAUUGCCUCUCUUUACAUUUUUGCCAGUAUUAACAAAUGAAUACAGAUACUGAUCAUAGUCUGAUCUCAAGAGUGCACGGAGUUGGAACCACAAUCUUUGUUUGACUUGGAUCAAGUUACCUAACCUGCCUGGGAUCCAAAUGUACAAACAUGUCAAACUGUAAGUGCAUUAAGGUUUUGUUCACCAGGAAAGGUUGUGCUGUACGAGAUAAAGAUUGAUCAAGUACAUUUAGCUUCAAAAGUUUUUUUGAAAGCCACACAUAAAACCUUAAACUUUAGAAGAAGUUGAACAGCAUCUACAUGUUUUUGCAGAGAGACUCUGCAAUUGGGUCUCAUUUCCUCCAGCUGCAGGAGCCUUGACAAAACUCUUUUCACAUAUGUGUCUAAUUCACAAAUGGAUUUUUUUUUUUUGUUUUUCUCUUGUAUAUAAAUGGAAAGAGACUCUUUUUGGGAAUUUAUCUUUUCUUUUUCUUUUUUUCUCUCCUUCAAGCAAGAUGAGAACCUUUGCUCAAAUCAGAGCUGCUCUGUUCUCAAACUGAAACAACUGUCUACUGAUGAAUUUGGUAAAACUUCAGUGGGAAUUUGAUUUCAUUAACAUGCAUGGAAAUGUGUACAAAAAUAAUAUGUUUACUUCAAUAAUGGUAAUAGUAGAAAUAAUAGCUAGGGACCCCCAAGAAAUUACUUUUAGGAAAUCACCUUUUAAGUUUAUUUAUUGAUCAUUUGUUUACCUCUAAAACCUCCUGUACUAGGCCAAGUCAGCCUGCUGGUCUUCUCAGAACCAAGUGAUUUAAAUCCCUUUUUCAAAAAGAAAUGCCUUUGAAGACAAAUUUCAGAUUUUUUCUGGUUCAAAUUCAAAUGCAUAAUAUAUGUUUUAAAACUAAACUAUAUUCACAGUGGCAACUGUUUAUAUUUAACAAUGGCUCGUUGGGUUCUUUUUUAUUUCAAAUAAAUCUGCUGCCUCAGUCUAAUUGCUGAUUAACCCAGUGGAGCUGUUGUACUCUGACUGGCUGUACUGGAUAUUCUGUGUUUUCCAUAAUGCAUUGGAGGUUUUAUUUUAUGUUGCAGGAAACAUAAGAUCAUAUAUGUUAUUGUUACAAACCAAGAGGUGUUUAAAUAACUGUUUCUGAUGUUCAGUAUUUUUGUAGUAAUACUUUGUUUUGACUUUUGAACUUUCUGAAAUGUGUAUAGCAGAGUUCUACAAGUCUUCAGGUCAACUUGUCAUUAAAUCAACAAGAUGUAAAUAGAACCCAGUAUUCUGAAACUACUUCUCUCUGGAUUAGAAUUUAAAAACUUACUUUAAUAUAAACAACAGAUAUAUAUUUAAUGAGUGUGAGAAAAGAAAAUGCUUGUAUUCCAACAGGAGGUGCUCAUUUAUAUUAACAGGUAGAUGGUGACAAAGCAAUGAAGUAAAAAUGAUGUGUGAAUGGAAUCUGGCUUGUGCUGGCCAGAUCCAAAGAGUCUCCAAUUAGUGAAUGCUGACUGUCAUCAUUUAUUAAAAUACAAUGGUCAUUUUUAAUACUGUUGUGCAUAGUACUUGGUAAUGUAGGGGUGCAUUAGCUGACACUCAUGUAAAAUGGACUUUUCCAUUUCUCACACACUUGCAGAAAUAGUACACCCAAGCUGGCAGCUAUACUGACUAGAAUGAAAGGUUUAAAAUAUGGAAAUGUGUGCCAGAAUAGGCACUAUAAAAUCGUUUUAUGAGAGCUCAGGAAGUGUAUGGUGGAUGGAAUUAUGUUACUCAAUUAUUAUAAUGAAUAUAAAAUAUAUAAAACUUAAAUCUGGAAGAGCUUCCCUUUUCUCCAUACAGUCUGCCCUAAUGACAAAUGAAGUGACCAGGAGACAAAAAGAAAAAAAAUGCUUGAAAAGUAUGCACCAUAAGAGUAUGUUUGGUGGACAGAUAUGUUUUCUUAAUUGAAUACAAAUCAUAUGGGUAUUCCUCUGUGUAACCAUGGCAGCACAGUCCAAUAACAUUUGAACCUCUGCAUUUUAGGUGUUUUAUUAUUUUACAACCCAAAUGUUGAGAGCAAAUCUAAAAAGGAGAUUUAGUGACACCACUCAAGACUUGUAUUGUUCUGUUGCAGUGCUUCACAAUUAUAAAAUGUGUUUCCUUUCUUUUUGUUCAGUCUUUCUCAAUAUUAUGAUCUGCUUGUAUGAUAUACAUUGAACUUUUGUUUCAUUACUUCCACUGUUUCCCGAUGUUAUUUUAAGCUACAUUAUGAAAAGGUGUAAAAUUGCAUAAAUUAUUCUUUCAUUUUGACAAAUAUGUAAGUUGUUACUCUUU